Phycomyces blakesleeanus NRRL 1555(-) is the source of this 579-nucleotide messenger RNA. RefSeq lists its product as hypothetical. Bases 1 to 579 code for a protein of 192 amino acids. NCBI's taxonomy places the organism in Eukaryota, Fungi, Mucoromycota, Mucoromycetes, Mucorales, Phycomycetaceae. The transcript has 2 exons. The record is from RefSeq and is a predicted model, not a curated record.
AUGAAUACCUGUGUUGUACAGUGUACUUUACCCCAUCUCUCUAAUGUAGAUGUUGAGGUCACCCAAGUGGCCCUCAUCACACAACCAACUCCACCAAACAGUCCACAGCCAACCAGUGCCUGCACCAAAAAUGAUUCUCUCAAUGCUACCGAAAAUUUUCGCAACCAGAAUAUAGACAUUGACGACUCUAACAGUACCUGUACUGCAUUUGCAAGGGCUGUGGCCAUGGUAAAAGUCCAGGUGAUGACCCGCAGACUGAAAGAAAAGUACCUUGGCCACGAGUGGAUCCGGCUGGCCCUUCAGCUACCAGUCGACGAGAGUACGAUCAAUAACCAGCCCAUUCGCGAUGAAGUGGUGUGGACGCUUUUGAACAAGCGAUUGGACAACCGGACAGGCGAGAUUGCGACGUGGUACGAGUGGAAAUUCAACAAGACAAAGUUCACCACCGAACAAGUUCAAGAAAAGGUUGACCGUUUACGCCAACGAAAAAUUGACUACCAAAAGCAACAAUCCAUAAUCCAAUCCAAGAGUCAAAAAGACGAUGAGAGAGGGGCUUCUUUGCGGCUGAUUCCCUCAUAA